Ceraceosorus bombacis is the source of this 1602-nucleotide messenger RNA. NCBI's taxonomy places the organism in Eukaryota, Fungi, Basidiomycota, Exobasidiomycetes, Ceraceosorales, Ceraceosoraceae. The record is from the annotation of a GenBank genome assembly.
AUGCUGAGCAACCCUAUACGCUUCCAGACUACCGAAUUCAAGCCAAGAGCUGUCAAAUAUACGCCUAUCAAUGGCGUGCACAAUGGGCAGGUUAAUAUUAAGCGGGCAGAAGGGGCGGCAGGCAAUGGCGAAGCGGGUCCAUCGAGGGUGAGUGUCGAUUGUUUGGCGAACGCGCACAAAGUGGCCCUGUAGCCUUAGCUGGAUCCAUUCUACCCCCGCUUCUCAGUCAUCACCAAUGCCCAACCGCAAGCGCUUGCGAACAACGUCGGAGCUCUCAGACGAGGAGAGGGAGCGCAUACAUGCCUCUCCCCGCGGCACGCCUUCCUCGAGGUCGUCGGAUGGGAGCACAAAGGAGCUGUAUGCCCACAAGCUAUCUCUCAAGAUGCCUGGCUCCGUCGGUGCUGAGGGGGCAGGAUUGCACAACUUUGGUGAGGGCAUCAGGGGUCAUGCCGCUUCUUUCUGGAUGAUACGCUGCUAUUGCUCACUUGCUCAGCUGCCCUGUCAUCCCGGAUCAAAGGCAACACCUGCUACCUCAACUCCGUCUUGCAAUCCUUGGUGCACAUUCCUCCUCUCGCAUACACGCUACUGGAGCACAAUCUGUCACAGCUUCGCGGUCCGCUAGGAGGUGCUACGCGUCCUUUCGAUGCGCUAGAAGCGAUGCAAGAGGUGGCGCAUAGGAUCCUCGUCCAGCGCAAAACAUCUGCUCCUUCCGAAUUUCAUCAGAAGCUCAAGUCGUACGCCAAGACGCUUAGAAGGGGUUGCCAGGAGGAUGCGCACGAAUUUUUGAGGUUCUUGCUAGAGGCCAUGCAAGCCGCUUGUCUAGUCAGGGCAGCGGGAAGGCUGUAAGUAGUCAUCCGCGUUUGCAAUCCGUCGCGUCGCGCGCAGAGACUGACGCUGCUUGGUCCUUUUAUUUCGUUUUCGUUUUCCAAUUUCGUCGGCUCGCUUGCAGCAAGUCAGAAGAUCCAUUGAAUCGCACCACGCUCGUUCACAAGAUCUUUGGCGGAAGGUUGCGCAGCAGGGUGACUUGUCUCAGAUGUCAUCACAAUUCGGAUACCUUUGAUCCACUGCUGGAUAUCAGCGUCGACAUUCGCAACGGGGGCUCGACAUUGCAAAGCGCGCUCGAUGCGUUUACGAGGACGGAGCAGAUACACGCGCAGGGAAAUAGUCGCUAUUUGUGCGAAGGGUGCAAGAAGAGGGUAGAUGCUAGCAAACGAAUGUCAAUAGACGAGGCGCCCACGGUGCUCACUGUGCAUCUCAAGAGGUUCACCAUCUUUGGAAGCAAAAUGUCCAAGCUCGUAGACUAUCCUCAAAAGCUCGUGCUUUCUCCGCGCCACAUGUCGGAAGGCAGUGCAGCCUCGAAAGCUGCUCAGGGACAGGGACAGAGGUACAAUCUCCUUGCUGUGAUUCACCACUACGGCAAUAGUCCCAAUAGCGGGCACUACAUUGCGCAGGUCAAGGCACCCAAAGGGGAUCGUUGGGUGGAGAUGAACGACUCGAGCGUGAUGCCCAUGAGACCUCCUUUUACCCAAGGCAUCGCCAGCGAUCGAUCCGCAUACAUUCUAUUUUACGUCGCAGAGCCUCAGAGCCUGGCCGACGCCAUAA